UUGACAACGGGCAGAGCGAAGCGCCGCGAUCCUGCGUGUUUGUUUCCAGCGGUCUUAUUUACACGUACUAAUAUUUCACCAUGGCUAUGCAAGCAGCGAAACGCGCUAAUAUCCGACUGCCUCCUGAGGUGAACCGGAUCCUUUACGUCAGGAACCUCCCGUACAAGAUCACAGCCGAGGAGAUGUACGACAUCUUCGGGAAAUACGGGCCGAUCCGCCAAAUCAGAACAGGGAACACGCCUGAAUCGAGAGGAACGGCGUAUGUGGUUUAUGAAGACAUCUUUGACGCCAAGAAUGCCUGCGACCAUCUGUCAGGCUUCAACGUGUGCAACCGUUACCUGGUGGUCCUCUACUACAAUGCAAACAGAGCGUUCCAGAAGAUGGACACGAAGAAGAAAGAGGAACAGCUGAAGCUUCUAAAAGAGAAAUACGGCAUCAACACGGACCCUCCGAAGUAGCUUCCUGCCUCUUCGUCCUUCUAUCUGUACAAACCCCCCGCGUUCCUCGGUUUACGCCGGUCGUUAUUUUACUGGUCUUUUUUUAUAUGAUUGUGUUUCAUCAAAAUUCUCUUUGUUUGAUCCUCAACUUCACGAAGGACACGAUUCACAGGAUGUGAAUGUGUGUGGCCAUAGUCUUCAUCCUCCAAGAUGUUAUUUUUUACUCUUUUCAGACGCAUCCAGUCUUUAAAUGUAAAGCUAACCAUGUGCGACAUGAAAUGGAGUUGAUCAGUGACGACUAUGUGAAGUAUUUGGUUUCUGUAAAAUAAAUGCCCCUAUUCUUAAA
Messenger RNA from Pseudoliparis swirei, 783 nucleotides. It is a transcript of the gene sf3b6, whose product is annotated as splicing factor 3b, subunit 6. Lineage: Eukaryota; Metazoa; Chordata; Actinopteri; Perciformes; Liparidae. Gene Ontology annotation, cellular component: nucleus; cytoplasm; ribonucleoprotein complex. The coding region runs from base 81 to 458 and encodes 125 amino acids. The transcript is spliced from 4 exons. Gene Ontology annotation, molecular function: mRNA binding. The record is from RefSeq and is a predicted model, not a curated record.